Heterobilharzia americana is the source of this 1491-nucleotide messenger RNA. NCBI's taxonomy places the organism in Eukaryota, Metazoa, Platyhelminthes, Trematoda, Strigeidida, Schistosomatidae. The record is from the annotation of a GenBank genome assembly.
AUGGUAGAGUCUGAAAAUUCAACUGACAGAAAAUACUACAUUGACUUCGUCCCAACAAACUCUGCACAAGCUAUCCAGAAAGCAGUUUCGCACCUAUAUUGUUGUGAAGAUAUAGUGAUUAAGGGGAAGCUGGGGAAUGGCUAUUUUGCGUCAGUUUUCUUGAUAAACCAUCGUCCAACUAGGAGACUUAUGGCUAUGAAACUGACCAAUGAAGGAUCGUUUCAUGAUCGGGAAAUAGAACUUUUGGGUUCUUUAAACCAUACCAACGUUUUAAGACUUUACGGAUCCUGCUUGAUUGGUGCCCGAUUCGUGUGUUUGACGGAGUAUGCUAAUGGAGGCAGCCUGACUGGUUUAUUGGCUGCUAAAGCAAUAGACUUACCUUGGUCCGUUCGGAUCAGUUUAGCCUUGGAUAUCGCUUGCGGUCUUAAUCAUUUACACAGUCAUAGUCUUAUCCAUCGAGAUUUAACGUCUCAGAAUAUCCUUAUCCGCUUUCGAUCUCAAGCAAAUUCUCAUGUACUAGAUAAUUGUUUCAAUUCUGUUUCUAAUCGUGACAGUUUUCGAAAUCAGUGUACUCUGACGAAGCCAUCCGAUUCGGAACGUGAUAUAUAUACCAAAGGAGAUAUGCAAACAAACAGCAUAUCACACCACUGUCAUCGUCGUCAUAGUUCUUAUCUUCGAAAACAACAAUUUCAUAAUUAUAAUGGAAUUCGUCCAAAUGACGAAACUGAUGAAUUUUCGCUCUCCACUUCUUGUUCUGAUUCCGUGAAUGUCAACCAUGAUACCAAGGAUACUGAUGAGUUUGGUUUAAAUUUAGCUCAUAUACUUUCGUUUACAUAUCAUCAUAAUGGUGAAGUAACCUGCUCCAGUAAGCCUGGUAUUCCUAUUAGCUACCUACAGUCUAUUCCGCUUAUUGAACCACAGUGGAAGCAGUUAAUCAGCGAUGACUUGCGAUUAUUAAAGUCUUUAAGUCGGUCAGAAGUUUCCAUAUCGUCAGGUAGUUCGUUCACAUUUACAGCACUUGUAGCCGACUUGGGUUUAUGCUUGGAUUUGACCCAGGAUCAUGUUGAUGCUGAAUCAGUUGUUGGAAAUCCAUUUUACACAGCUCCUGAGUGUUUAAAUCGGAUUGCACCGUAUACAUUUGCUGCGGAUAUUUUCUCUUACGGUCUUUUGAUGUGUGAAUUGAUAACGCGUUUACCCAACGACUGUUCUCUUAUCCCUCGCACAUCGUCUUUCGGUCUGGACAGUGAAAACCUUCCAGUACCACAGGACUGUCCUACUUGGUUUUUUCAGUUAGCUGUGGAUUGCUGCACUGUUGAUCAUUUGUUGCGUCCAAAUACUCUGGAUGUUAUCGAUUGUAUCAAAAAAAGUCGUCAAAGUAUGUCCUGUCGUUCAACUGUUCAUUCACCGUCUCGCGUGCCUAUACAAAACUCAGUUACUAAGGUGUCUUAUGAUAUCGGAUCGCAAGGAAUUGUUCAUGAAUCUCCUAUAUAA